Mandrillus leucophaeus (drill) is the source of this 6692-nucleotide messenger RNA. RefSeq names its product sortilin-related receptor, L(DLR class) A repeats containing (gene SORL1). Gene Ontology annotation, molecular function: protein binding. Lineage: Eukaryota; Metazoa; Chordata; Mammalia; Primates; Cercopithecidae. Gene Ontology annotation, cellular component: membrane; Golgi apparatus. Bases 108 to 6440 code for a protein of 2110 amino acids. The transcript has 49 exons. The record is from RefSeq and is a predicted model, not a curated record. Gene Ontology annotation, biological process: protein retention in Golgi apparatus; protein targeting to lysosome; post-Golgi vesicle-mediated transport.
CGAGCCGCGCGGACGAGAAGCCGCUCCGGAGGAAACGGAGCGCUGCCCUGCAGCCCGAGCCCAUCAAGGUGUACGGACAGGUUAGUCUGAAUGAUUCCCACAAUCAGAUGGUGGUGCACUGGGCCGGAGAGAAAAGCAACGUGAUCGUGGCCUUGGCCCGAGAUAGCCUGGCGUUGACGAGGCCCAAGAGCAGUGAUGUGUACGUGUCUUACGACUAUGGAAAAUCAUUCAAGAAAAUUUCAGAGAAGUUAAACUUUGGCGUGGGAAAUAGGAGUGAAGCUGUGAUUGCCCAGUUCUACCACAGCCCUGCGGACAACAAGCGGUACAUCUUUGCAGACGCUUAUGCCCAGUACCUCUGGAUCACGUUUGACUUCUGCAACACUCUCCAAGGCUUUUCCAUCCCAUUUCGGGCGGCUGAUCUCCUCCUACACAGUAAGGCCUCCAACCUUCUCUUGGGCUUCGACAGGUCCCACCCCAACAAGCAGCUGUGGAAGUCAGAUGACUUUGGCCAGACCUGGAUCAUGAUUCAGGAACAUGUCAAGUCCUUUUCUUGGGGAAUUGAUCCCUAUGACAAACCAAAUACCAUCUACAUUGAACGACAUGAACCUUCUGGCUACUCCACCGUUUUCCGAAGUACAGAUUUCUUCCAGUCUCGGGAAAACCAGGAAGUGAUCCUUGAGGAAGUGCGAGAUUUUCAGCUUCGGGACAAGUACAUGUUUGCUACAAAGGUGGUGCAUCUCUUGGGCAGUCAACAGCAGUCUUCUGUCCAGCUCUGGGUCUCCUUUGGCCGGAAGCCCAUGCGAGCAGCCCAGUUUGUCACAAGACAUCCUAUUAAUGAAUAUUACAUCGCAGAUGCCUCCGAGGACCAGGUGUUUGUGUGUGUCAGCCACAGUAACAACCGUACCAAUUUAUACAUCUCAGAGGCAGAGGGGCUGAAGUUCUCCCUGUCCUUGGAGAAUGUGCUCUAUUACAGCCCAGGAGGGGCCGGCAGUGACACCUUGGUGAGGUAUUUUGCAAAUGAGCCAUUUGCUGACUUCCACCGAGUGGAAGGAUUGCAAGGAGUCUACAUUGCUACUCUGAUUAAUGGUUCUAUGAACGAGGAGAACAUGAGAUCGGUCAUCACCUUUGACAAAGGGGGAACCUGGGAAUUUCUUCAGGCUCCAGCCUUCACGGGAUAUGGAGAGAAAAUCAGUUGUGAGCUUUCCCAGGGCUGUUCCCUUCAUCUGGCUCAGCGCCUCAGUCAGCUCCUCAACCUCCAGCUCCGGAGAAUGCCCAUCCUGUCCAAGGAGUCAGCUCCGGGCCUCAUCAUCGCCACUGGUUCAGUGGGAAAGAACUUGGCUAGCAAGACAAACGUGUACAUCUCUAGCAGCGCUGGAGCCAGGUGGCGAGAGGCACUUCCUGGACCUCACUACUACACGUGGGGAGACCACGGCGGAAUCAUCAUGGCCAUUGCCCAGGGCAUGGAGACCAAUGAGCUAAAAUACAGUACCAAUGAAGGGGAGACCUGGAAAACAUUCAUCUUCUCUGAGAAGCCAGUGUUUGUGUAUGGCCUCCUCACAGAACCCGGGGAGAAGAGCACUGUCUUCACCAUCUUUGGCUCGAACAAAGAGAAUGUCCACAGCUGGCUGAUCCUCCAGGUCAAUGCCACAGAUGCCUUGGGAGUUCCCUGCACAGAGAAUGACUACAAGCUGUGGUCACCAUCUGAUGAGCGGGGGAAUGAGUGUUUACUGGGACACAAGACUGUUUUCAAACGGAGGACCCCCCAUGCCACAUGCUUCAAUGGAGAGGACUUUGACAGGCCAGUGGUCGUGUCCAACUGCUCCUGCACCCGGGAGGACUAUGAAUGUGACUUCGGUUUCAAGAUGAGUGAAGAUUUGUCAUUAGAGGUUUGUGUUCCAGAUCCGGAAUUUUCUGGAAAGUCAUACUCCCUUCCUGUGCCUUGCCCUGUGGGUUCUACUUACAGGAGAACGAGAGGCUACCGGAAGAUUUCUGGGGACACUUGUAGCGGAGGAGAUGUUGAAGCGCGACUGGAAGGAGAGGUGGUCCCCUGUCCCCUGGCAGAGGAGAACGAGUUCAUCCUGUAUGCUGUGCGGAAAUCCAUCUAUCGCUAUGACCUGGCCUCGGGAGCCACAGAGCAGCUGCCUCUCAGCGGGCUACGGGCAGCAGUGGCCCUGGACUUUGACUAUGAGCACAACUGUUUGUAUUGGUCUGACCUGGCCUUGGACAUCAUCCAGCGCCUGUGUUUGAAUGGAAGCACAGGGCAAGAGGUGAUCAUCAAUUCUGGCCUGGAGACAGUAGAAGCUUUGGCUUUUGAACCCCUCAGCCAGCUGCUUUACUGGGUAGAUGCGGGCUUCAAAAAGAUUGAGGUAGCUAAUCCAGACGGCGACUUCCGACUCACAAUCGUCAAUUCCUCUGUGCUCGAUCAUCCCAGGGCUCUGGUCCUCGUGCCCCAAGAGGGGGUGAUGUUCUGGACGGACUGGGGAGACCUGAAGCCUGGGAUUUAUCGGAGCAAUAUGGAUGGUUCUGCUGUCUAUCGCCUGGUGUCAGAGGAUGUGAAGUGGCCCAACGGCAUCUCUGUGGACGACCAGUGGAUUUACUGGACGGAUGCCUACCUGAACUGCAUAGAGCGGAUCACAUUCAGUGGCCAGCAGCGCUCCGUCAUCCUGGACAACCUCCCGCACCCCUAUGCCAUUGCUGUCUUUAAGAAUGAAAUCUACUGGGAUGACUGGUCACAGCUCAGCAUAUUUCGAGCUUCCAAAUACAGUGGGUCUCAGAUGGAGAUUCUGGCGCACCAGCUCACGGGGCUCAUGGACAUGAAGAUUUUCUACAAGGGGAAGAACACCGGAAGCAAUGCCUGUGUGCCCAGGCCGUGCAGCCUGCUGUGCCUGCCCAAGGCCAACAACAGUAGAAGCUGCAGGUGUCCAGAGGGUGUGUCCAGCAGCGUGCUUCCGUCAGGGGACCUGAUGUGUGACUGCCCUCAGGGCUAUCAGCUCAAGAACAAUACCUGUGUCAAAGAAGAGAACACCUGUCUCCGCAACCAGUAUCGCUGCAGCAAUGGGAACUGUAUCAACAGCAUCUGGUGGUGUGACUUCGACAACGACUGUGGAGACAUGAGCGAUGAGAGAAACUGCCCUACCACUAUCUGUGACCUGGACACCCAGUUUCGUUGCCAGGAGUCUGGGACUUGUAUCCCACUCUCCUAUAAAUGUGACCUGGAGGAUGACUGUGGAGACAACAGUGAUGAAAGUCAUUGUGAAAUGCACCAGUGCCGGAGUGACGAGUACAAUUGCAGUUCUGGCAUGUGCAUCCGCUCCUCCUGGGUGUGUGACGGGGACAACGACUGCAGGGACUGGUCUGACGAAGCCAACUGUACCGCCGUCUAUCACACCUGUGAGGCCUCCAACUUCCAGUGCCGAAACGGGCACUGCAUCCCCCAGCGGUGGGCGUGUGACGGGGAUACGGACUGCCAGGAUGGUUCUGAUGAGGAUCCAGUCAACUGUGAGAAGAAGUGCAACGGAUUCCGCUGCCCAAAUGGCACUUGCAUCCCAUCCAGCAAACAUUGCGACGGUCUGCGUGACUGCUCUGAUGGCUCCGAUGAACAGCACUGCGAGCCCCUCUGUACGCACUUCAUGGACUUCGUGUGUAAGAACCGCCAGCAGUGCCUGUUCCACUCCAUGGUCUGUGACGGAAUCAUCCAGUGCCGCGAUGGGUCCGAUGAGGAUGCGGCGUUUGCGGGAUGCUCCCAAGAUCCUGAGUUCCACAAGGUUUGUGAUGAGUUCGGUUUCCAGUGUCAGAAUGGAGUGUGCAUCAGUUUAAUCUGGAAAUGCGACGGGAUGGAUGAUUGCGGCGAUUAUUCUGAUGAAGCCAACUGCGAAAACCCCACAGAAGCCCCGAACUGCUCCCGCUACUUCCAGUUUCGGUGUGAGAAUGGCCACUGCAUCCCCAACAGAUGGAAAUGCGACAGGGAGAACGACUGUGGGGACUGGACUGAUGAGAAGGAUUGUGGAGAUUCACAUAUUCUUCCCUUCUCGACUCCUGGGCCCUCCACAUGUCUGCCCAAUUACUACCGCUGCAGCAGUGGGACCUGCGUGAUGGACACCUGGGUGUGCGACGGGUACCGAGAUUGUGCAGAUGGCUCAGAUGAGGAAGCCUGCCCCUCGCUUGCAAAUGUCACUGCUGCCUCCACUCCCACCCAACUUGGGCGAUGCGACCGAUUUGAAUUUGAAUGCCACCAACCAAAGAAGUGUAUUCCCAACUGGAAGCGCUGUGACGGCCACCGAGAUUGCCAGGAUGGCCGGGACGAGGCCAAUUGCCCCACACACAGCACCUUGACUUGCAUGAGCAGGGAGUUCCAGUGCGAGGAUGGGGAGGCCUGCAUUGUGCUCUCGGAGCGCUGCGACGGCUUCCUGGACUGCUCAGACGAGAGCGACGAGAAGGCCUGCAGUGAUGAGUUGACUGUGUACAAAGUACAGAAUCUUCAGUGGACAGCUGACUUCUCUGGGGAUGUGACUUUGACCUGGAUGCGGCCCAAAAAAAUGCCCUCUGCUUCUUGUGUAUAUAACGUCUACUACAGGGUGGUUGGAGAGAGCGUAUGGAAGACUCUGGAGACCCACAGCAAUAAGACAAACACUGUAUUAAAAGUCUUGAAACCAGAUACCACGUAUCAGGUUAAAGUACAAGUUCAGUGUCUCAGCAAGGCACACAACACCAAUGACUUUGUGACCCUGAGGACCCCGGAGGGAUUGCCAGAUGCCCCUCGAAAUCUCCAGCUGUCACUCCCCAGGGAAGCAGAAGGUGUGAUUGUAGGCCACUGGGCUCCUCCCAUCCACACCCAUGGCCUCAUCCGUGAGUACAUUGUAGAGUACAGCAGGAGUGGUUCCAAGAUGUGGGCCUCCCAGAGGGCUGCUAGUAACUUUACAGAAAUCAACAACUUACUGGUCAACACUCUAUACACCGUCAGAGUGGCUGCGGUGACUAGUCGUGGAAUAGGAAACUGGAGCGAUUCUAAAUGCAUUACCACCAUAAAAGGAAAAGUGAUCCCACGACCAGAUAUCCACAUUGACAGCUAUGGGGAAAAUUAUCUAAGCUUCACCCUGACCAUGGAGAGUGAUAUCAAGGUGAAUGGCUAUGUGGUGAACCUUUUCUGGGCGUUUGAUACCCACAAGCAAGAGAGGAGAACUUUGAACUUCCGAGGAAGCAUAUUAUCACACAAAGUUGGCAAUCUGACAGCUCAUACGUCCUAUGAGAUUUCUGCCUGGGCCAAGACUGACUUGGGGGAUAGCCCUCUGGCAUUUGAGCAUGUCAUGACCAGAGGGGUUCGCCCGCCUGCACCUAGCCUCAAGGCCAAAGCCAUCAACCAGACUGCAGUGGAGUGUACCUGGACCGGCCCCCGGAAUGUGGUGUAUGGUAUUUUCUAUGCCACGUCCUUUCUUGACCUCUAUCGCAACCCGAAGAGCUUGACUACUUCGCUCCACAAUAAGACGGUCAUUGUCAGUAAGGAUGAGCAGUAUUUGUUUCUGGUCCGGGUAGUGGUACCCUACCAGGGGCCAUCGUCUGACUACGUUGUAGUGAAGAUGAUUCCAGACAGCCGCCUUCCGCCCCGUCACCUGCAUGUGGUUCAUACGGGCAAAACCUCCGUGGUCAUCAAAUGGGAAUCACCGUAUGACUCUCCUGACCAGGAUUUGUUGUAUGCAAUUGCAGUUAAAGAUCUAAUAAGAAAGACUGACAGGAGCUACAAAGUAAAAUCCCGUAACAGCACUGUGGAAUACACCCUUAACAAGUUGGAACCUGGUGGGAAAUACCACAUCAUUGUCCAGCUGGGGAACAUGAGCAAAGAUGCCAGCAUCAAAAUUACCACAGUUUCAUUAUCAGCACCUGAUGCCUUAAAAAUCAUAACAGAAAAUGACCAUGUUCUUCUGUUUUGGAAAAGCCUGGGUUUAAAGGAAAAGCAUUUUAAUGAAAGUAGGGGCUAUGAGAUACACAUGUAUGAUAGUGCCAUGAAUAUCACAGCUUACCUUGGGAAUACUACUGACAAUUUCUUUAAAAUUUCCAACCUGAAGAUGGGUCAUAAUUACACGUUCACUGUCCAAGCAAGAUGCCUUUUUGGCAGUCAGAUCUGUGGGGAGCCUGCCAUCCUGCUGUACGAUGAGCUGGGUUCUGGUGCAGAUGCAUCCGCCAUGCAGGCUGCCAGAUCUACGGAUGUUGCUGCCGUGGUGGUGCCCAUCUUAUUCCUGAUACUGCUGAGCCUGGGGGUGGGGUUUGCCAUCCUGUACACGAAGCACCGGAGGCUGCAGAGCAGCUUCACCGCCUUCGCCAACAGCCACUACAGCUCCAGGCUGGGGUCCGCAAUCUUCUCCUCUGGGGAUGACCUGGGGGAAGAUGAUGAAGAUGCUCCUAUGAUAACUGGAUUUUCAGAUGACGUCCCCAUGGUGAUAGCCUGAAAGAGCUUUCCUCACUAGAAACCAAAUGGUACAGCCUUUGAAGGUGACCAGAUAACUGUCUUCAUUGUGACCAGUUGGAGUCCCUCCUUGCUUGUGAAGAAGGGGCUUUUGUACCUUGUUGGAGAUGCCACCUCAGAAGUUCACACCGUGCCGGAAAAAGGUUUUCUUCUCUCGCGGUGUACAUUAGAAUGUCAGAUGCCUGCAUCCAUGUGGACCACGAUGGGCCUCUAAAAUUUGGUGGGCAGGGGGUUU